AUGGGAUGGCAUCCUGUAACGCACUCAUCGUCCUCACCGAACGAGCGAACGCGCCUUUAUACAAAUCAAGUAGUCCAUCGUAGUCCGUUGGUAGAGAUUAUCAUCAAUUAUUGUGCGAUUGAUUGUGUUACGAAAGCCGGACAUACAUGUGCAUCCGAUUGUACCGUGGCACUUCUUCCGGUAUCCGGUGUGAUCCUGAUAAAGCCAAAGCUAUCGAUGAUGGUGCAUGAUGCAUAUUGGUCGCGUUCAGCAGACUCAACUGUUGCGGAGCGGAUCAUAAUUCAACAAAUAAGUCUAGAGAUUCAAGUGCAAGAAUUACCAUUAUAUUUCUUCGUUGUGGUAUUGGAAAGUGACUCGAAGAUGAGUUUAAAGAAGACACUUGAGACAGAAAGUGAACAAGGAUCCUACAGGAAGCUACUUCCACCUCCAACAGAAAUAUGCGAGUAUCUCGACAGUCAUGUUGUGGGUCAGGAACAUGCAAAGAAGGUGUUGAGUGUUGCUGUUUACAACCAUUAUAAACGGAUCUACAACAAUCAGUCAAUUAAAAACUCGCAGGCGCAAAUUAAUGAAGUCAAUGUGAAAAGUGAGCGAAAGGAGAAUGAUCAGUUAGCUUCUGAAUCAGCUAUACUAAACAAGAAGCAUCGGUUGGAGUUAACAAAGAGCAAUAUAAUGUUGCUCGGGCCUACAGGUUCUGGUAAAACGUUACUUGCGCGAACAAUAGCAGAUUUCCUGGAUGUCCCUUUUACGAUCUGUGAUUGCACCACUCUCACUCAAUCCGGUUACUACGGUGACGACAUCGAUAGUAUUAUAAUUAAGCUCCUUCAGAAUGCUGACUACAUAGUGGAUCGUGCUCAGGUGGGCAUCAUCUUUUUGGACGAAGUCGACAAGAUAUGUGUUAUCCGUGAAAAAAAUCGUGACGUGGCUGGAGAAGGUGUGCAGCAAGAAUUGUUAAAGAUGAUAGAAGGAAAGAUUAUGAACAUACCAAAGAAAAAUUGUUCGAGAAAAGAUGAGCAAAUGUUGCAAGUGGAUACUACAAAUAUUCUUUUUGUUGCAUCCGGCGCUUACAGCGGUUUAGACAAAUUGAUAGCGCGACGAAAGUCGGGAAAAGAUUCGGAAUUUGAUGCGAAAACCACGAUCGAAAGUCCGGACAAGAAAGCAACGACUUUGCCAGACAUUACCAACAUGUCACUUUCCACCGAAAAGGAUAUUAAGGAGAAAGAUAUGCUACAACAAGUGGAAUUUAGAGAUCUUAUUAACUUUGGCAUGCUGCCUGAAUUUAUUGGCAGAUUCUCUGUGCUCGUAUCUUUGCACAGUCUUGACAAGGAUAUGCUAGUAAGAAUUCUUACAGAACCGAAAAAUGCCAUCGUUUCUCAGUAUCAGGCGCUGUUCUUGAUGGACAAGGUGAAGCUAACGUUUGAUCCACACGCAUUAAGUGCAAUUGCCUGUUUAGGAAUGGAAAAAAAAACGGGAGCGCGUGGUUUGCAAGCAAUAAUGGAAUCGUUGCUUUUGGAACCUAUGUUUGAAAUACCAGGAAGUAACAUACUGUCUGUUCAUAUUACAGAACAGUGUGUGAAUGGUGUUGAAAAGCCACAAUACACAAGAUUGUUUUGCGAAAAAUGCAAAAAAAUUGUUCUUUAUAUAUGUGCAUAUUGCGAUGAACAAUACACCAACAUGAAUGAUUUACGAGAUCACGCUUAUUGCAUGCAUGGAAUGAAAGAUUCUAAAGAUGCUGAACGUUUAUGA
Messenger RNA from Mycetomoellerius zeteki, 1743 nucleotides. Its product is annotated as ATP-dependent Clp protease ATP-binding subunit clpX-like, mitochondrial. Gene Ontology annotation, cellular component: mitochondrial matrix. The record is from RefSeq and is a predicted model, not a curated record. Gene Ontology annotation, biological process: protein folding. The transcript has 8 exons. Gene Ontology annotation, molecular function: ATP hydrolysis activity; ATP-dependent protein folding chaperone; ATP binding. Lineage: Eukaryota; Metazoa; Arthropoda; Insecta; Hymenoptera; Formicidae. Bases 1 to 1743 code for a protein of 580 amino acids.